AUAAUAUACUAUGUAGUUGAUCUGCUAGACGAGCGUCUUCAGUCGACCGGUGAACGCUCGAAAGGUAGCAGCUGUGUCGUUGUGCACUCACACUCGAAUCACAAGUCGCUCGUACACCACGUGUUUGACACAUCUUAUACGGUAUAAGUCUUGGCGGAUUUCUUCAUUUAACAUUGCGAUUAUCAGCGGUGGUUUGCUCGUGAAUCUACUGUAAAACAAAUUGACAUUAAGAGUUUUUUUUUUUUUUCAUUACCGAGACUAAACGAAUUCUUUUCCCGAAGGGAUUUUUUUUUCAUUCAUGCGAUUGCGAACAAAAUGCCACAACUGAGUAGCAGAGCUGUUCGAACAACAGUUUUAUACCUGUUUAUAAUCGUGCAAUUGUUGCCGCUGCAUUCGUUUGUGGUCGGCGAUAAUACUGGCUCGACUAAUGCAUCAUCGGGCGCCGAAUUCCUUCAAAGCGUUAUUGGCAACAUGCACCGACCGAACCGCAAGGUGGUUAAUGAUCGAAUCGACGUCGAAGAAUACAUACCCGACGAUAUCCCGUACACUCCACCUUCUGACGAGAUAAAAAUGCUAUCGAAACAACCGUUCCAUUUCAACAAUCAGGCGAACCGUCCUGUCCAGACCGACACCACCAAAAACCAAUUGGAUUUAUUACUUUCGCAAAUAGCGCCUCAAUUUUUAAAAAACGAAUUUGCAGCUGAGUCACAAAAUCGGAUAGUUACUCAAGAAGCUCCGCAACAGUUAAACCAAGUUCCCGCCAACAAUCCACAAAACAUAAUUAACGCUCUUACGAGUGACACGGCGCAAAGACCACCGGACGGCAUGAUUUCCGGGUACAAUUAUUUCUUUUAUCCGCUGGACAACAAGGUACUGCAGCAGAUGCAGAACGGCAAUCAGAUGUCGUCGACGACGUCUGCGUCGGAUUCGGAACUUGCCAAGCCUGAAAACCAGGCGCCAGCCAAGCCCCGGGUAGAGCCUCUGUUCGUGGCCAUGGCUGGAUUCGUGGGCGUUGCGGUGGUGUUCCUCAGCGCGCUCAUGUUCAUACCGAUAUUGCCCAUACACGCGCUCACCUCUAAGGCGGCGUUGAAACGUGCUCCCGAAGAGCUGGCCUCGCUCACCAAGCUCGUAGCCGAGUCCAUCGACGGCAAAGACUGCAGCGAGAGGAUAGCGUGCGAAGUCGGCAGGGCCAUGCGGUCCAUGCAUGUGGGCAACAAACCCAUCAGAAUGAUGGAGAUAAUACUACCACCAGCGGUUGCAAAACAACUAGCUCAGAUAAGAAGGUCUGCAUCAAAGAAAGAACAGUGUCAUUUUAUCAUGUGCAAAAGAACUGAGGGUACAUUGCAAUUGGUGGCAAAACUAAAGAAAACAAAUCACAUUAAAACUAAUCACAAUAAAACUAUUCACGAUGUUAGAGAAAUUUUUAACAUUUAAGACAGACCGUUUUUGGAGAUUAAUUUAUUCUAGACGUUAAGUAAAUUAUUGUAUGUUUAUAGGAUUAUAAAGAUAAUUAAAUAUUUUAGUUAUGCCAGGGCUGGACAAAUUACUUUUUUCCACUAUAUUGUAUUUAAAUAGAAAUUAACUCACUCAAGUUUUUAAUUAUAAGUAUUCAAGUUAAAAAAUAAUUUAACUAGUUUACAGAUAAGAGUAAAAACUUCUUUACUUUCUCCGCUAUAAAAACUAUAUAUUAAGGUAAUUUAUAAUGAACUUAUU
This is a messenger RNA of Melanaphis sacchari, 1713 nucleotides long. RefSeq lists its product as uncharacterized. The record is from RefSeq and is a predicted model, not a curated record. Bases 316 to 1434 code for a protein of 372 amino acids. Lineage: Eukaryota; Metazoa; Arthropoda; Insecta; Hemiptera; Aphididae. The transcript has 5 exons.